Guyanagaster necrorhizus is the source of this 366-nucleotide messenger RNA. RefSeq lists its product as uncharacterized. The transcript has 3 exons. The record is from RefSeq and is a predicted model, not a curated record. Lineage: Eukaryota; Fungi; Basidiomycota; Agaricomycetes; Agaricales; Physalacriaceae. Bases 96 to 329 code for a protein of 77 amino acids.
UCUGGCGAUAACGAAAAUUACGUUCCUUGCCUUGGCCUAAGACUAUUUCGGGUGCACUGAUACUUUACUGCUGUAUCGUUCGACUCUUCGGGCCGAUGUUCAUAUGCGCGGCUCCUACCUGCAGAAAAGCUUCCUUACUAUUUCAAGUUGCACGUUCUGUUACAGCCGGCAUGACCAACGCGUGUUUCAUCAUCAGCGCCCAUGUGGUAUACCGUGAUACUAGGAGACGCGAAGCAGUGGAAGAAGCACAGAUCUCGUCACUUCGCUCUCCAUGGAUCAUUGUUGACCCUGCGUAUGAUCGAUUAACUGCCGUAUAUCUACCGUGCUAGGCGGCCCCUGAUGCUGUGAUGUCGAACUUGGGUAGAU